This is a messenger RNA of Pangasianodon hypophthalmus (striped catfish), 1189 nucleotides long. RefSeq lists its product as uncharacterized. The transcript has 7 exons. NCBI's taxonomy places the organism in Eukaryota, Metazoa, Chordata, Actinopteri, Siluriformes, Pangasiidae. The record is from RefSeq and is a predicted model, not a curated record. Gene Ontology annotation, cellular component: plasma membrane.
GUGUGCAAUAUGACUGAAAGAACUCGCAGCAAAGUGGAUGUCAGUGUCUUUGGUGAUGUGAAUGAAGAAUUUCAGACAGAUGUGGGUCGGUCGAAGAGCCUGGGUUUCUGUGGGCUUCUCCUCACGGCUCUGUCUUUUCUAUUCAUUCUCAUGACCUUCCCAAUUUCUGUAUGGUGCUGCUUAAAGAUCGUCAAGGAAUAUGAGAGAGCAGUUAUUUUCCGUUUAGGGCGACUCCUCGGCGGAGCGAAGGGACCCGGUAUAUUCUGGAUCCUUCCAUGUGUGGACACUUUUCGCAAGGUUGAUCUGAGGACGGUGUCGUUCAACAUUCCUCCUCAGGAGUUGAGUAUCUUUUAGUUAGUGCUGACCAAAGACUCGGUGACCAUCAUGGUAGACGGCGUGGUGUAUUACAGAGUUUUUGAUCCUACAAUGUCUAUUACUAAAGUAGAAGAUGCUAAUCUGGCUACGCAGAUGCUGGCGCAAACCACUCUGAGGAACAUGUUGGGCACCAAGAGCUUGGCGGACAUUUUGCGAGACCGUGAGGAGAUGGCGGAACAGAUGGAGGAAGUGCUGUAUUCUGCGUCUAAGAACUGGGGGAUUAAACUCGAGCGGGUGGAGCUGAAGGAUGUCAAACUGCCCCAGACUUUACAGAGAGCCAUGGCUGCUGAGGCUGAGGCCACCAGAGAGGCUCGCGCCAAGGUGAUAGCUGCUGAGGGGGAGAUGAAGGCCUCAUGUGCACUGAAGGAGGCGGCAGACGUCAUGUCCGAGUCUCCGGCUGCUCUCCAGCUGCGCUACCUGCAGACGCUGGCUGAGAUCGCCACAGAGAGGAACUCCACCGUGGUCUUCCCCAUUCCCAUGGACCUCAUUACCAGCUUCAUGAGGAAGUGACCACACACCUGAAAAUCUCAACUCCAUAAAGUCCUGGAUUAUUAUUUAAUUCUUUAUACUAAAACAUAUUGUUCAGAAAUUGCACCACUAGGAAAUGUGUGUAGAUACUAGAAUAAAGGCUGGAGGUCUGGACUAAGCAACAGAUCCUGGAUUUUUGAGAGGUCUGAAUUCAUAUUUAUUUUACAGACUACACUACAUUAUACAUAAACUAACAAACUGACAUACUGUAGGUAUAUUUAAAUAUAAAUACAUGUACAUAACAGUUGAUUAUAUCAUAUAUAAUUUCAGACUUUUUCUCCAUGAA